CUGAGACCGAACCGAGCGUACCUUGAGUCGCCGCGAGUUCGGAUGGGCUUGACCUAAUAUGAUCAUCGGUGGACCUCUGCUAUAAGGCUGGGUGAUCGAGAGAUGCGUUUCUAAGGAAUUCGGGUCGCUGUAGGGUUACGGGUGGAAUUCGGUGGAUUAGUGAUUUUCAGUGAAUGAGUGAAUGAGUGAAAAUUCGGUGGAAAGCGGAUCAUAUUUUGGUUUCCGUUUGAGAUUGUUUUUUUUUGCCAAAAAUAAGUGUGGUCAAAGUUUUGGGUCUGUUGAAGAAAAACACUCGGAAGUGGUACAUACACGGCGCAUCAUAUAAUUCUCAUCUCUGCCGUUGGUUGUCGUAGCAACCCGCAUAUGCGAAGUGACAAGUGAACGCGAAAUAUUAAAAGCGAAGAGAGAAGAUUAACCCGUCUCUGGCAGGCGAAAGAUUGCGCACAACGGAGAAAGAAAUCAGUGCAGUGCAAGCAGCCAGCGCGCCACCGAGGAGAAAAGAGCCAUCUCCGACUUCGAUCGUUUGUGUUGUUGUGCUCCGUGUGUGAGUGUGAGUGAACGAACGAUCCGGUGAUCAAGUAGUGGAGCUUUUUGCUGUUGUUUUGGGAAGUGUGUGGGACGACGGCCAAGAGCCCCUCGAAGCAGGAAGAAAAGUGCUGUUUCAGUGAUUUUUCUGUGUAGGAAUGUAUAUAUUUCUUCUGAAUCGAAUUUGAGUCCCGUCUGUCAGCAGUGAUCGUGGGUAAGAAUCGAAGGAGAUUACCCGCGGUUGUCAAGUGACAAGUGAGUCAGUGAGCGAGAGCACGACUGGCACAUUGUGGUGAGAUAGAUGAUUCUCAGGUGAUCUCUCUGUAUCUGGAUGCCGAUUCGAUUUUUUGCGUUGGAAGACCAAUUUUUCGUGAAAGAUCGAGUAACGUUCGUUAAGAAGCAAAGUGGAGAAACGUCAAAACCUGCCGUGUCGGUUGGACACACGUACACCAAGGCAUGAUAGAGAAGAACCCUAAAAGCAACAGUCAUACACAAUUCAGAAUUUAGAAAUUACCCACUAAUAACAGCGCAAACAGAGACGAAGUAGAAGCAAAUAACCCAGAGUCAGAGACGUAGAAAGAACGAGGAACUGACAAACUGCCGCCAAGGGCUACAACAACAACAACAACAACACACAACAGCGUUCAACAUAUCAACUUGAGAAGCAAGCAACUACUCUACUAGCAACGAAUGGAAUAGAGCAGUUCGCUAUAUGUAUGCUAUCUGUUUGAAAGAUGAAUCCAUAGGAAUUCUGUCAGUUGUCCCUAUUCUUUAUUGGAACAAAUAAAUGGAAUGCUCAACAACAGGUGAUAGGUAAUGACGUGAUCGAAAAUGUUCGGAACGAGUAUCGAAGAUCGUCUCAGUGAAACAAUGGCGACGUGCAAGGCCGGUCGCGUUAGCGAAGGUGGAAGCGAGGGUUGCCAUGGUACCACCGCACCCCAUCGAAGGCACAACUUUCGUCGAAGGCCUACUGGGACCGGGAUGGUCAGCCAUUGUUCCUUGCUGCUCGCAGCCGCCCUAGUAAUAAGUUGUCCGCUGCUGGCAGUGGUCAAGGCCAUGCCGCACUCUUCACAUCAUUCGUCGGUUUCCCUGCCAGGUUCAGGAAGCAGUGGUGCCAGCAGUAGUAGUAGCAGUAGUGGUAGCAGUAGCAGUAAUAGCGGUAGUACAAAGAGUUUAGGAGUUUACAUGAUCCGGUCGCCGGAGUCGACGACGGCACCGGCCGGAGACGAGGUACUCUUCGAGUGUGAGCUGAAUCUGAUUCCGGAGCGGUUGGAGUGGAGGUUUCGACCGCAGGACGCUGCCGGCAGUCGGGACGACUAUGUCUACUUGAGCAGAAAUGGUCACAACGUCACAACCGUCGAGGGCAACUCCAAGUUGCACGUGUACGUCAACUCGAAGACGAUCGGUGAGUAUCAGUGCGUAGCGUGGUUCGGAGCCUCGGCGAUCGCGUCAAUCCCCGCGAGACUGACUCUGGCCUCGAUCAGCCUGGAAUCCAGUAUUAGCAGUGGCAGCAGCAGCAGCAGCAGCAGUGGAAGCAGCUAUGGCAGCAGCUACGGGUCACUGCGAAGCAGUAGCAGUAGUCUUAGUGAUACGCCGCACAACGGACGAACCGAUCGAGUUCCAUCGGUAAUGCGGAGGGUAAUGUCCCCGAUCCAACAGCAGCAUCUGAAAAUUUCCCCAGGAAAUAGUAUUAUCAUCAAGUGUGGCGAUGUAGUGUCCAACCCGCCAGCUAUCUGGAGCUACUACAAGGACGAAAUGGCCAUCCCAACGAAUGUUCCCCAACUGCCAACCGGAGGCUUGAUCCUCUCGCAAAUCACCCCUCAAGACUCCGGCACUUACCGAUGCUCCGCCAUCAACUCCAUCACCGGCAACGAGCUCAAAAUGCCCCAGAAGACCACGAUCCUCGUCGAGUACACCGCUCGAUCAGCCCCGAAGGCCAUCUACAGACCGCAGAACGUCUCCGUAACUCCCGGGGCGACCGCCUUGCUCGAAUGCCCCGGUGUAGCCUAUCCCGUCCCUCGGGCUAGCUGGUUCCGACGGGACGGUCAAGCCCUUGGCGAUCGCUCCCAAGUGCUCCCGUACGGACUUCAGCUCACCGAAGUCACAGCCGACGAUCAAGGCGAGUACGUGUGUCGCUUGGACAACGGCGUCGAGCCCUCUCUCAUCCACACCGUCAAGCUCACGGUCCUGGAAGCCCCGCGAAUCGUCGAACCGCCGCGAUCAACCCUGACCAACGAAAGCGAGAGCCUCGAGUUGGAGUGCAUCGCCAAGGGUUCCCCAACGCCGGACAUCUACUGGAUGAUCAACGGCGACUACACCAAGUGGGACCGGCUGAUCAAGUCCAACGGAUCGAAGCUGUUCAUCAAGUCGGUGGAGAAGAAACACGCCGGGAUCGUGCAGUGCUUCGCGAGGAAUGAGGUCGGCGAGGUGAGUGAGAGCAACCUGCUGCAGGUCAACCCGAAACAGAUACCCGGAGGCGUGGAAACGGCACCGCUCGGGUCGGUCCCAACCGGCCCUAAGGGCAAUGAACACAACGGAAAGCGACCCAAGGGCGGAAAGAAACACAAACAUCUCGUCAUGAUCCCGCCAUCCCGGCCGAACAUCACCCGCCUAUCAGACGAAUCGGUAAUGGUACGCUGGUCGGUGCCGUCCUCGGACGGCCUUCCGAUCCAGUUCUUCAAGGUCCAAUACCGGAUGCUCGGCGAUCCUUCCCGUAACAUCGCCCGCACACAGUGGAUGACCGAGAACGAAGACAUCGCUCCCUACACCCGGUCGUACGAGGUCAACGGGUUGAAAUCCGAUCACUUCUACCGCUUCCGGAUCGUGGCCGUGUAUUCCAACAACGAUAACAAAGAAGGUGCCGCGUCCGGCAAGUUCCACCUGCAGCGAGGAUCCCAGCUGGGCCCCAAAAACCAUCUGCUUGCGCCAACUCUGACCCGCACCGAGUCCGUAUCGCAACACGCGAUCGUCCUUCACUGGCAGUUCCCGCAGCACUUGCCGCACCCCAUCGACGGCUUCUACGUGUACUACCGACCGGCCACUACGGCCGGCGAAUACUCCAAGGCCACGGUGGACACCCCGACGGCACGGCACUUCAAGAUCGACCACCUCGAACCUGGGACGUCCUACGAGUUCAAGCUGCAGUCCUUCACGGCUGCGGCCGCGUCCGACUUCAGCUCCAUCUGGACCGGCAAAACCUUGAAACCGCCUACGGUCGCUCCGGUGAUCCCUUCGGUCAUCGCAGCGUCCGAGGCGAACGACGGCACAGGUGAGGUGCCCAACUACGUUUACAUGGGCGUCGGAGGUUUCGUCUUGGUCCUCGGAGGAAUCGUCCUGCUGUGCUGCUGUUGCGUGGCGUGUCGCAAGAAGCGAGGACCCGGAGUUGACGAAACGGACGCCAAGUCGCACAUCCAAGUAGAACAGAACGGCUUUCCCGGAUCCGUCAGCAACGGAGGACCCCGGUCCCAUCAUCACAAGAGCAGUCGCAACGGGAUCAGUGCCCGGAUGAACAUUACGCCCAACCCGCUGGCUCAGGAUGGGGAUAAGAAUCGUAAUGUGAUGGAGCUGCGCUUUCUGCCGACCAAGCCGACGAGAUCCACCGCUGCAGCGGCGCCGCUCGGUGGAAGUGGUGGUGGCGAAGAGGACGGCGAACUCGUAGACGACAUCAGCGGUGGCGGUACCAAUCUUACCAGCAAUGGCGGACCUUACCUUACUAAUAACAAUCACCAUCCGCAUCCGUAUCACCAACAUCAUCACCAUCAUCAUCUGCAGCAUCAACAAGCGACGGCAACGGCUACGACGAUCAUCAACAGCAACAAUCCGAUCGGUCAGGAACACCUGAUGCUGGCGUCGAUGCCGCACCGGAGGACGCUGGAACGAAGCAUGCGCAACCUGCAGCACGGCCAGCACGUCAACGGGCUGGACCAGCAGCAGAAGAUGAUGCUGGAAGGCGACUGUGGCGUGACGACCACAGUCGGGGCAGGCGUCGGUAUCGUACUCGGCUCCCGGAACAACUCAUCUAUUCGGAGGGGCCGUCGGGGGUCUGGAUCGGUUCCCGGCAGUCCCCGGGUGGGACGAGGCCCCAGCGCCGAACUGCUGCAGCACAACCGAUCGCCGAUGCCGAUUCGAGCCGCGGCCAGCGGAGUUAAACGGGCAGCCCGACUUGGCCGGGCCGAGAACAUGUCCUCCGGCAGUCUGAACAGUAUUGAGGUGUGAACAUAGCCUGGGUCGAUUAAGUAGAAGCUAACUUUCUUUCAAAAUGUGAUAAAAAUUUGCCUACAGUAAGGCGCAAAGAUGGUUUAUUUUUAUCUUUCUGUUUACUUGAAAACCCCGACAAAAAGACAUGCGAUUGCAUCCGAUAAGGUACAGUUAUUCGAAACCUCUCACAAAUCCGUAACUGAAAUAGCUAAUCCUAUACUCGUAGACACUGUGGAACUAAAUAGAAACAAACCUAGGUGUAGAAUAAUCGAAACAGUAAUCCGUCCUCCUACGAAUGUAGCGUAAAAAUCGUCGUCACUAUUUCGAGGUUAUGGCUUUCAGUCUUGGAAGUUCCAAUUUAAGAACGGACUCUGAAGUUUUCAUCCGACGUUUCGGUCACAGUUACUGCGCCUUUUUCAAGGAAUCUGUUGACCCAAGACUGGAAGCCCUAACCUCGAAAUAUUAACAUCAAUAGUCGAAUCCUUAAGAAAAUGUAUCAUUAGCCUAAAGCCCCGUACGCGCAGUAUAUCAAACAACAAGUGUAAAGAUUACGCUUAAUUAGUGUAAAAAAAAGAUUCAGAAAGAAAACAAAACGCUCGUCCGAGAAUGCCAUGUGUCAUACAAUUGCACUGGCAAGUCGGAAGCGAACGUAAAUGUGUACUUAGACUACUUUACAUAGAUCCUACCACUUCACUCUCGAACAAUUGUGUACAUAUUUAAUCUAACGAACUUCGAGAUUAACUGAGUAACGUUAAACACUAGAUGUAAUAAUCCACCGGAAAUAAAGGAAAAAAUAAAACUAGAUUUGACUGAACCUUAAAAUAGUAACAAUAAAAUUAAAUAACAUAUUGUUAGCGACUAGGCUGUUAAGUUGCAACACACGAAUAGGUACUUAACACAAGUAGAAAAACAAAUGAUGAAAAGAGAAAGCCGUAUUUAGAUGAGUGAGUGUUAAAUUAUUUACAAAUCUACUAAAUUUUAACUAGACACAGAUAGAGAGAUGUAGAUAAAAACGAGUUAAAUAGCCACAAAAUGAGAAGAGAAUAUCAAUAUUUAAACAAGAAAUAACACUGAUUAAAAGAUAACGAUUUAUUUUUU
Aedes albopictus (Asian tiger mosquito) is the source of this 5820-nucleotide messenger RNA. Its product is annotated as interference hedgehog-like. NCBI's taxonomy places the organism in Eukaryota, Metazoa, Arthropoda, Insecta, Diptera, Culicidae. Gene Ontology annotation, cellular component: plasma membrane. The coding region runs from base 1357 to 4740 and encodes 1127 amino acids. Gene Ontology annotation, biological process: cell-cell adhesion. Gene Ontology annotation, molecular function: protein binding. The transcript has 10 exons. The record is from RefSeq and is a predicted model, not a curated record.